AUGCUCGGAUAUUUCAAUCGUACUCAUUCCCUGGAAGACGGCACGUGGUCCCUGUUCAGAAUGCUUCUUCAUUUUGAAGUCGUUCUAAUUAUCAUUAACAUAAUCUCGAUUGCAUUCUGGUUUUCUGUCAUAAUGUCGGCCAAGAAUACGCAUCCAAAUGUACGAAUCCUCAAUGCAUUUUAUUAUGGACAAUACAUGAUACAGCUCAGCUUUUGGAUAGUACAGCCAGUGCUUAUUUGCUCAGAACAGUUGAAUGACGCUGACAAAUUCUCAAAUCAACUCUUCACACUUUCAUUCACCGCUCUGCCUGCGCUGGUAAUUGAACGAAGUGUAGCCACAUUUUUAUUGGAAAACUACGAAAAAAACCCAAAUGUGUGCAUUGGAUUUUUGACGGUACUUAUCCAGAUGUUACCGCAGCCGCCAAGUACAGUAGUGCAUACUGUAAGCGCAAUCAUUGCAAACUCAUUAGCAGUCUGCUUGAACAAAAUCAAUCAGAAAAUAAAUGAGAAAUAUUUUUAUGAGUCGGAUCGAGUCACUUAUUCACUGUCAGAAAGAUUUCAAAUUACGGAAAAUAUUAAAGCAGCGAAGAUGUUCGACAAAAUAGUGUGGUCCAUUGGCUUUUUCAAUAUAAUUGUGAAUUCUUGUCUUAUACUGGACAACUACGAUAUCCCAACAACGUUUAAAAAUUUAGCAUCAGUGUCUUGUGAUUUUUCAAUUUUACUGUAUGGAUUAAUUGUACCGGUAGUAUAUUACAAUCAGACGGAUUCAUGGAAAAAAAGGGUGGCAGUUAUGUUGAAAGGCUGCUUCAAACCACGGGUCUCCCCUCUAAAAAGCACAUUUGGGCAGGACAUGGCACCUCAUGGAGCCAAAGAAGAAACUACAAAAUAUUUCGAAAUGUUAACUGAUCAGUGGAAAUAG
Caenorhabditis briggsae is the source of this 918-nucleotide messenger RNA. It is a transcript of the gene Cbr-sre-9, whose product is annotated as Protein CBR-SRE-9. The transcript is spliced from 7 exons. Gene Ontology annotation, cellular component: membrane. Gene Ontology annotation, biological process: sensory perception of chemical stimulus. The coding region runs from base 1 to 918 and encodes 305 amino acids. Lineage: Eukaryota; Metazoa; Nematoda; Chromadorea; Rhabditida; Rhabditidae. The record is from RefSeq and is a predicted model, not a curated record.